Messenger RNA from Pseudozyma flocculosa PF-1, 1902 nucleotides. RefSeq lists its product as uncharacterized. The transcript has 2 exons. Bases 1 to 1902 code for a protein of 633 amino acids. Gene Ontology annotation, molecular function: phosphoribosylaminoimidazole carboxylase activity; metal ion binding; ATP binding. The record is from RefSeq and is a predicted model, not a curated record. Gene Ontology annotation, biological process: 'de novo' IMP biosynthetic process. NCBI's taxonomy places the organism in Eukaryota, Fungi, Basidiomycota, Ustilaginomycetes, Ustilaginales, Ustilaginaceae.
AUGGAGCAGAGAACCGUCGGCGUCCUGGGCGCGGGCCAGCUCGGCCGCAUGUUUGUCGAGGCCGCCUCCCGCCUCAACGUCCAGGUCAGGCUGCUCGACGUCGGCGACACGGCCCCCGCCAAGCAGAUCAACUACGCACCCAACGCAGAGGGAUCCGGGUCCGAGCACGUGGAUGGCAGCUUCGUCGACCCGCAAAAGAUCCGCCAGCUCGCAUCCAAGGUCGACAUCCUCACCAUCGAGAUCGAGCACGUCAAUGCGCAGCAGCUCCAGCAGGUGCUCGACGAGAAGCUCGUCGACGCCGUACACCCCCUGCCAUCCACCAUCGCCCUGAUCCAGGACAAGUACGCACAAAAGGUCCACCUCUCGGAACGCGGGCUCCCGCUCGCCGACUACAUCGCCGUCGGCCCCGAAGAGGUCACCGCCUCGUCCGACGCCGCAGUCACCAGCAAGGCGCAGGAGCGGAGCGUCGCCGAGGCCGGCAGUGCUUUCGGGUACCCGCUCAUGCUCAAGUCCCGCACCCAGGCCUACGACGGCAAGGGCAACUUUGUUGUCAAGUCGCCCGAACAGGCCGCCGAGGCCGUCGCGGCUCUCGGCGGCGGCAAGCGCGGCCUCUAUGCCGAGAAGUGGGCGCCGUUUGAGCGCGAGAUCGCCGUCAUGGUGGUGCGCAGUGCGACUGGCGAGGUCCGCGCCUACCCGGCCGUCGAGACGGUGCACCGCGACAGCAUCUGCCACACCGUCCAUGCCCCUCUGCGUGUCCCCGACGCCGGCGUCGAGAGGCGGGCGCGCGAGAUCGCCCAGCAGGCCGUGGCGACGUUUGGCGGCGCCGGCGUGUUUGGCGUCGAGAUGUUCCAGAUGCCCGGCGGCCAGCUGCUCAUCAACGAGAUCGCCCCGAGGCCCCACAACAGCGGCCACUAUACCAUCGAGGCCACCGAGACGAGCCAGUACGAGAACCACCUCCGCGCCAUCCUCGGCAUGCCGCUGGGCAGCACCGCGCUCAAGGUGCCGUCGGCGGCGAUGAUCAACAUCCUCGGGCUGGCCGACUCGGACAAGGACGCCGAGGCCGUCGCCAAGACGCUCGCGCCCGCCGCCGUCAGCCUCGACGUGCCCGGCGCCACCUGCCACCUGUACGGUAAAGCCGGCUGCCGCAAGGGGAGGAAGAUGGGUCACAUCACCAUCGUCGGGCAGAGCGACGCCCAGGUGCGCGAGAGGCUGGCCAUUGUCGACCGCGCGCUCGACGAGGCGACCGAGCUGGCCAAGACCGGCGCCAAGCUGCCGAAGCGUCUGACCUUGGCGGGCGUCAGCGACGAGGCCGCCGCCGUUGCUUCGUCUUCAAAGGCGGGAGGAGCAGCGGGCGCAGCCAAGACCAAGAGCGCGGCCGACUUCUCGCACCCGCAGCCGCUGGUCGGCAUCAUCAUGGGCUCGGACAGCGACCUGCCCGUCAUGCUGCCCGCCGCCGAGAUCCUCAAGAAGUUCAAUGUGCCGUUUGAGCUGACGAUUGUCAGCGCACACCGCACGCCGGACCGCAUGCGCACCUACGCCCGCAGCGCGCCGGCUCGGGGUCUGCGCGCCAUCAUCGCCGGAGCGGGCGGAGCGGCCCACCUGCCGGGCAUGGUUGCGGCGCAGACGGCCCUGCCCGUCAUCGGCGUACCCGUCAAGGGGAGCGUGCUCGACGGCGUCGACUCGCUCCACAGCAUCGUCCAGAUGCCGCGAGGCAUCCCCGUCGCGAGCGUGGCCAUCAACAACAGCACCAACGCCGCGCUGCUGGCCAUCCGCAUCCUCGGAGCCGCCGACCCGUCGUACCUGGAAAAGAUGCAGGCCUACAUGGACGAGAUGGAGGACGAGGUCAACGGCAAGAUCCAACGGCUCGGCGAGCAGGGGUGGGACUACGUCGUCAAGAAGUAG